GAUGGAAUUCGUCUGGAACGGAAGCCAGCAAUUUCGGUGCAGAAAGGUAAUAUAACACGGCGAAUUCGUGGUCUCCACUCCAAAUUUAGGGAGAGAUUGAAACGGACGCCAUAAAUAAAAGGAAAAAUCCCUACUAAAAAGGAGACGGGUUAACUAUUGGGGGCCGGUCAAUCUCAUCGUCAGUUGCUUUCUCACUCAGGCCAGGGCCAGGAGGCGAGGACGUGGACGCCAACCAAAACCCGGUCACGCACCAUAAAUACUCGGCUGCCUGCCAUCUACGGACCUCCUUUCUUUGCCGCAUCUGACUAACUCCGGGGACGCAUCGCCUUGGCUUGGCAGUAUAUAUAGGAGCUAGCGGACGACGCGCGCGCCCCAUCAAUCGCCAUGGCUGUGGACCUGCAACGCCUGCGCCACAUGUUACUCACCACCGGCGCCGGCGCCGGCCACCACCAGCUCGCCUCCGCCGCUGCUAUACCAGAGAGUGGGCCUUGUUAUGGUGCUGCGGUGCCGAGCCAGCGGCAGCACCAGCCGUACGGCGACCACUUCAUGCUGCCGCCGCCACCGACGACGUCGCCGGCCGCGGAGCAGUAUUCGGAGUUCUUGGCGAUUGCUGCGACUGAUCUGGCGAAGAAGGACGUCAGCCCCGACGGUGCUCAGGAAAUGAUCACCAAGAAGCGGAGGCGCGACGAGCAGUCGUCGAUGCUUGGCGCGGCCGACGUUCUUGCGGCCCACGUCCAGCAGCAGACCAUCGACAUCGACCGCAUCCUGCUCAAACAUGCGAGGAAGAUGAAGACUACUUUGGCGGAGCAGAGGCAGAGCCAGACGAGGCUUAUCGUCUCGGCCGUGGAGGCCAGGGCGGCGAAGCGGCUCAAGGCCAAGGACGAGGAGAUUGAGCGGAUCAGGAGCAUGAACUGGGCGCUCGAGGAGCGCCUUCGGAACCUCUUCAUGGAGGCCCAGAUGUGGCGCGACGUCGCGCAGUCCCACGAGGCCACGGCCAACGUGCUCCGUGGCGACCUGCAGCGGGCGCUCGACGUCCAGGCCGUCCAUGGCGGUGGAAGCGGCCACGGUCAGGAAGACGACGCCGAGUCGUGCUGCUGGGGGGAGAACCAGGUGCCCCUCUGCGCGGAGGAGGAGGUGGGCACGCCGGUAGUGGAGGAGCGUCACGCGACAGGAGCAGGAAGGUGCAAGGGGUGCCGCGAGGGCGCGGCCGUUGUGCUGCUGCUGCCGUGCCGGCACCUCUGCGUGUGCGCGCCGUGCGCGGCCGCGGCGCAGGCGUGCCCGGUGUGCGGAAGCGCCAAGAAUGGCAGCGUCUGCGUCAACUUUUCGUGAUGCGGGAGGAAUAGUUUUAGAGUCGACAUUUUGUUUCCUUCUCAAACUUUACUACAGUCGACUUUAGUUUUGUUUUCUUCACUUUUUUGUUGUUGUUGACGGGGCUGAUAGGGCAAUGGUUGGAUGACAUAGAUAUCAGAGGAGGAGUUUCCCUUGAUGUCAAAAAAAAAGGGGGGGUUUCCCUUCUUUUGUUCAA
Messenger RNA from Aegilops tauschii subsp. strangulata, 1525 nucleotides. Its product is annotated as E3 ubiquitin-protein ligase BOI. Gene Ontology annotation, molecular function: ubiquitin-protein transferase activity. Lineage: Eukaryota; Viridiplantae; Streptophyta; Magnoliopsida; Poales; Poaceae. Gene Ontology annotation, biological process: regulation of programmed cell death. The record is from RefSeq and is a predicted model, not a curated record.